Fusarium pseudograminearum CS3096 is the source of this 1797-nucleotide messenger RNA. RefSeq lists its product as uncharacterized. The record is from RefSeq and is a predicted model, not a curated record. Bases 1 to 1797 code for a protein of 598 amino acids. Lineage: Eukaryota; Fungi; Ascomycota; Sordariomycetes; Hypocreales; Nectriaceae. The transcript has a single exon.
AUGUCUACACCGGCGGUAUACUCGUCCCUCGAAAAGGAAGACCGGACGGAUGAAAAGACCCCUGACCACCAAACUACUUCGUCUCCACUAAACACCAAACAUGGCAAUAAAGGCCUUUACAAACUCGAUAGCUGGUUAAGAGCUUACGUUAUCAUCCUGUGUAUCUACUUCGCCGGAGCAGUUUUCUGUCUCGCUUGGUCAUACACAGGUGCUGUGCUGGACACAGAUGCUUCGAAACGUCGCGUCUUUCGCACAAGCCCUUCUUUCCCCGUCGAUCAGCUUUACUCCGGUAUAGCUCUAUCCUCACUCCUCGGACCUGCAGCCGUCCUCGUACAAUUCGUUGUUUGGGAUUUUCGAAGAUUGCAUCUUUUUGCUCUUACCACACAACAGCCUGUUGCAGUCAAGGAUCUCGAUGACAUUGCGGAAAGUCUGACGCUGUUGACUUUGGGGACGGUUGUCAAGUAUUCUUGGUGGUAUGGUGUUAUGCACGCUGCCUUGAUCCUUACCAGAACACUACUUGUGCCUGUCGGAACACUUAUCCUUACUGUUGGACCGUACAUACACUACAAAGAUGGCUUGGGCGUCGUCGGACUUCCUAUCUCAGCGGCUGAUGCGCUUAGCUCCAACAUCACAUCCCUAUCAACGGCCAUGGGCGGCAAUCCCAAUUCCAAGUUCCAUCCUUCACUCUCAAAGAACGACACCUUUCUCUCUCAGACAGUCUUCACCUUUGUAGGCAGUCUCGUGUCUCAAAAUGCCCUCGCAAACGUCGACUCAGGCAUCUUAGGUCCCGUCCCAACACAUAACUUGACCUUUGCUACAAACACUACCUACGAAGGAGUAGUCUUUUUCAACUGGACCGCCAACUGUGAAGCCGCCACUGAAGUAAACUACACUUCGUACAAAGACGACGGCAACACGGUUUACAACUUCACCCUUCCUGACGACAGCGUGGAAAGCAUCGAACUCUUAUCACAAGGCUCGCAGAGAAUUCGAUUUUGGAGUAACGCGACGAAACACGGCAGCGAUAAGAUUCCAACCUCUGGCACGACGUACUUUCUAUCCGCUACAAAAUCGAUCCCGAAUAUCAACGAGACCGCCCUUCGAAACCGCGGUGACGAUAAAAGUCUUGUCCAAACCGAUGGCGGCGACUGGAUUUCCCGGACAAAGUGUACUCCCCGUCUGGAAUGGCUUGUCGGAUCUUGUACAUUCAAUGGCACAGUCAUGGCAUCUUGCUUCGCAAAAGCCGACUCCAAUAAGACAGCUCUCGACACGCAAGCCUUGGACUCCUUAAGUGUAUACAUGUCCGCCAUACCAUGGUACAUUAUCCGAAAACAAAUCAGUAUUGUCGACGACACUCUCGAUACACUCUACACGAUCCCUACUUCGAAAGAUUUCGGUCACUUCUUCGGAAACAUGGCGCACGCGAUUGUCUCCAUUACUACGGCUGGUUACUUUGGUACAUCUGAAGUUCAGACCAUGUCAAAGGUCAUUGAAUCAGUUUACAUCGUGCGAUGCAGUAUUUUGAUCGCUGUGACUGUCAUGCUUUUCCUCACUGUUACAGUAUCCAUUAUCGAUAUUAUUCGUAACCGCGUGAAGCGCCUACCGCAGCUACAUGCUAGUUUCUUGGCUAUCUCUCAUGCUGUACGUGGUCAGUGGUGGGAUCAAGAGCUUGUUGGUUAUAAACCGUGGGAGGCGACAAAGUCAAGGAGUGGAGGGGAGUCUACAGUCAUGUUUGGGUUGGAUACAGAGGAUCCGAGAUACAUUAGGCUUGCACCGACUGUGGCACCGAUUCGUUGA